GCUAUUUCCCGGGGAGGGAACCUCGGGAGGCGGGUGCAGGGGCAGCCGAGGGGCGUCCGGUUACGUCUCCGCCCUCCCCGGCCUCGUCCGCCGAGCCGCUAGGUUUGCGGGACGCCAGUUCGGGACCAUGUCGGCCGCGAGGCGCCGGGGCGAGACUGCGUGGACGCGGGCGCUGCUGCUGCAGCUGCUGCUGGUGGGGCCCGGGGGCUGCCUGAGCCGCCAGGAGCUCUUCCCGUUCGGUCCGGGACACGGGGACCUGCAGCUGGAGCCCGGGGACGACCGUGUCUCCCCAGCCCUGGAGCUGAGGCGGGCGCUCCGCUUCUUCGACAAAUCCGACAUCGAUUCGGUCUACGUCACCACAAAUGGCAUUAUUGCCAUGAGUGAACCCCCAGCCAAAGAAUCUUAUCCUGGGGUCUUCCCACCAACCUUCGGAGUAGUCGCACCUUUUCUGGCAGACUUGGACACGACAGAUGGCCUUGGGAAGGUUUAUUAUCGGGAAGACUUAUCACCCUCUGUCACUCAGCUGGCUGCAGAGUGUGUCCAGAGAGGAUUCCCAGAAGUCUCUUUCCAGCCCAGUAGUGUGGUGGUUGUCACUUGGGAAUCUGUGGCCCCCUACCAGGGGCCCAGCAAGGACCCUGAGCAGGAAGGCAAGAGAAACACAUUCCAGGCUGUUCUGGCCUCCUCCGAUUACAGCUCCUAUGCCAUUUUUCUCUAUCCUGAAGAUGGCCUGCAGUUCUAUACGACAUUCUCCAAGAAGGACGAGAAUCAAGUUCCUGCUGUGGUCGCAUUCAGUCAAGGCAUCCAGGGAUUAUUCUGGAAGAGCGAAGGAGCAUACAAUAUAUUUGCUAACGACAGAGAAUCAAUUGGAAAUUUGGCCAAGAGCAGCAACUCUGGGCAGCAGGGCGUCUGGGUGUUCGAGAUCGGGAGUCCAGCCACAGCCAGCGGCGUGGUGCCCUCCGACGUGAGCCUUGGACUGGAUGACGGAGCAGAGUAUGAUGAUGAAGACUAUGAAUCGGUGACCCAUCUGGGCCUGGGGGACGUGAGCACGACACCCUUCCCCUAUGAGGAUCCGAGGAGGGGAGACCCUGGCACGUACAGCGCGCCCCGUGUCCUCUCCCCCCGCCGCCUGCCCACUGAGAGACACCCCGGACCUCCCACGGAGAGGACCAGGUCUUUCCAGCCACCAGCAGAGACAUUUCCCCAGCAGCAUGCACAGGUCAUAGACGUGGACGAGGUUGAGGAGACAGGAGUCGUGUUCAGCUACAACACGGACUCCCGCCAGACGUGUGCCAACAACAGACACCAGUGCUCUGUGCAUGCCGAAUGCAGGGACUUUGCCACGGGGUUCUGCUGCAGCUGUGUCGCGGGCUAUACUGGGAAUGGCCGGCAAUGUGUUGCAGAAGGUUCCCCCCAGCGAGUUAAUGGCAAGGUGAAAGGAAGGAUCUUUGUGGGGAACAGCCCAGUUCCCACCGUCUUUGAGAACACCGACCUCCACUCUUACGUGGUAAUGAACCACGGGCGCUCCUACACAGCCAUCAGCACCAUUCCCGAGACCGUGGGCUAUUCUCUGCUUCCUCUGGCCCCCAUCGGAGGCAUCAUUGGAUGGAUGUUUGCAGUGGAACAGGAUGCAUUCAAGAAUGGGUUCAGCAUAACAGGAGGUGAGUUCACCCGCCAGGCCGAGGUGACCUUUGUGGGGUAUCCGGGCAAGCUGGUCAUCAAGCAGCAGUUCAGUGGCAUCGACGAACAUGGACACCUGACCAUCAACACGGAGCUGGAGGGCCACGUGCCGCACAUCCCAUUUGGCUCUUCUGUGCACAUCGAGCCCUACACAGAGCUCUACCACUACUCUCGUGGGGUGAUCACGUCCUCCUCCACCCGGGAGUACACCGUGACAGAGCCUGAGCAAGGUGGUGCUGCCUCUUCCAACAUCUACACCUACCAGUGGCGCCAGACCAUCACCUUCCAGGAGUGUGCCCACGACACCUCCCGGCCGGUCCUGCCCAGCACCCAGCAGCUCUCUGUGGACAGCGUGUUUGUACUAUACAACCAGGAGGAGAGGAUCCUGCGCUAUGCACUAAGCAACUCCAUUGGUCCUGUGAGGGAUGGCUCCCCUGAUGCCCUUCAGAAUCCUUGCUACAUCGGCACUCAUGGGUGUGACACCAACGCGGCCUGUCGUCCUGGCCCCGGGGUUCAGUUCACCUGCGAGUGUUCCAUUGGAUUCCGAGGGGACGGAAGGACCUGCUCUGAUAUUGAUGAAUGUUCAGAACAGCCCUCGGUUUGUGGCAGCCAUGCGAUCUGCAACAAUCAUCCCGGAACCUUCCGUUGCGAGUGUGUGGAGGGCUAUCAGUUUUCAGAAGAGGGAACAUGUGUGGCUACUGUGGACCAACGCCCCAUCAACUAUUGCGAAACUGGCCUCCAUGACUGUGACAUACCCCAGCGGGCCCAGUGUAUCUACAUGGGAGGGUCUUCCUACACUUGUUCCUGUUUACCAGGCUUCUCUGGGGAUGGCCGAGCCUGCCAAGACGUGGAUGAAUGCCAGCCAAGUCGAUGUCACCCCGAUGCCUUCUGCUACAACACUCCAGGCUCCUUCACAUGCCAGUGCAAACCUGGUUAUCACGGAGACGGCUUCCAUUGUGUGCCUGGAGAAAUGGAGAAAACCCGAUGUCAGCUGGAGAGAGAACACAUCCUCCGGGCAGCGGGGCUGACGGACCCACAGCAGCCCGUGAUGCCGGGCCUGUUUGUUCCCGAGUGUGACGAGCACGGGCACUACACGCCCACCCAGUGCCACGGCAGCACUGGCCACUGCUGGUGUGUGGAUCGCGACGGCCGGGAGCUGGAGGGCACCAGGACCAGGCCCGGGAUGACGCCCCCCUGUCUAAGUACAGUGGCUCCCCCGAUUCAUCAUGGACCCUCAGUUCCUACUGCUGUGAUUCCCCUGCCACCUGGGACCCAUUUACUCUUUGCUCAGACUGGGAAGAUAGAGCACCUCCCCCUGGAAGGGAGCAUCAUGCAGAAGACAGAAGCCAAGACAUUGCUUCAUGCUCCGGAUAAAGUCAUCAUUGGACUGGCCUUCGACUGUGUGGACAAGAUGGUUUACUGGACUGACAUCAGUGAGCCUUCCAUUGGGAGAGCCAGUAUGCAUGGCGGAGAGCCAACCACCAUCAUUCGACAAGAUCUUGGAAGUCCAGAAGGUAUUGCCCUUGACCAUCUUGGCCGCAACAUUUUCUGGACUGAUUCUCACUUGGAUCGAAUAGAAGUUGCAAAGCUGGAUGGCACCCAGCGCCGGGUGCUGUUUGAGACUGAUUUGGUGAAUCCCAGAGGCAUCAUCACGGAUUCCGUGAGAGGGAACCUUUAUUGGACAGACUGGAACAGAGAUAGCCCCAAAAUUGAAACUUCCUACAUGGAUGGCACCAACCGAAGGAUUCUUGUGCAGGAUGACCUGGGCUUGCCCAAUGGGCUGACAUUUGAUGCCUACUCGUCUCAGCUCUGCUGGGUGGAUGCAGGCACCAAUCGGGUAGAGUGUCUGAAGCCCGAUGAGUCUGGCCGACGCAGGGUUCUCGAAGGGCUCCAGUACCCUUUUGCUGUUACAAGCUAUGGGAAGAAUCUGUACUACACGGACUGGAAGACGAAUUCCGUGGUUGCUGUAGAUCUUGCUAUUUCCAAAGAGACUGAUGCCUUCCACCCCCACAAGCAGACCCGGCUAUAUGGUGUCACCACGGCCCUGUCUCAGUGUCCCCAAGGUCACAACUAUUGCUCAGUGAACAAUGGUGGCUGUACCCACCUCUGCUUGGCCACACCUGGAAGCAGGACCUGCCGUUGCCCUGACAACACUCUGGGAGUUGACUGCAUCGAGCGGAAAUGAAGACAAGAGUGCCUCAUUCUCUCUGCACGUAUUCGGCAGCACCCUCCUUAAAAGGGUCCAGACUGAAAACUCUGGCCUCUUGGCCUCCACGCCCAGAUCCUACCCAGCCUGAGCCCCAAUGGUGUUCCCCUGUUUCCCAAAACAGAUGCCUUGGGCUUCUAGAAUGAGAAAGCCUCUUCCCCUCCACACAGACAGAACCCCACCACCUCCGAGUGAGGAUUUUAUGCCCAUCCCAGUGCUCUGGAACCUUUCCCCAGCUUAGCAUCCCCUAAGUGGAGUGGAGCCUCCCCACACAUGAGCUGCCCCUUCCCCUGUGGCGUUAACUCCCUGACGCACCAGCCAGGGCCACCUAAGCAAGGCUGUGAAUGAAGGAGGGAGUUAACUGUCCCCCCCUCUUUUCUUUUGGUGCUCUGAAUUCCCUCUCCCAACUCCUAGCUUCCUGCCACCCCUGAGUUCUGUACCGCCUGCAUCCUGUCCCACCUUUCGUUCAAAACCUGCCCUGUCAUAGGGCCGUAUGGAUAUCUGUGGGCGAUAAUGGGCAGCCCCUCCCAGAUAAGUUACUGGCAUUUCAGCAGUAGCCUUUGGUAGAUAAAGGCUUCCAUCAAAGGAGAGUCCAGUGGUAGGAAUUUGAAGGUAUAGAGUCAGAUGUUUGAGGAUGAGGAUUCUUUGGAUGUGCCUUAAAUUCACCAGCAGUUACCAAAUUAUUCCUCUUUGCCCAGAGCACCUCGAUGCCAGCAUCUGGUCUCUUGAGCAGCAUGACCCCACUGCUGGCACCAAUGCCCAGCCUCCCUGGCUUUAAGCAUAGCUGCGGGCUGGUACCAGGGCCUCACCUCCUGCCCUCAGCCAACAUGAGCUCAUGUCUCCUUAGCUUCUCCCUCUACUCAUGGCCCUUGCUGGCUGUCUUCUCAUCUACAAGGGCCAGAUCAAGUAUUUAUGCUACUGAUCCAGACCCUUGAUUGCUCAUUGGUGUACUUAAAGGGACCAUUGUCACCUGUCAUGUUUACAUGUCCACAGUUUGUUUAGAAACCUCUCCUGGCCAGAAAAGUAGCUAGUGUUAUCUUUUACCAGCUGCUUCCCAGAGUUGCAGAACAAUAGGAAUCUUGGAUUCAAAGCUGAGCAUAAGGAUUUGAAGUCAGUAAAGAUUAGGGUAAGGAAGUAGAGAAGGCUCAGCAGAAAGUAUCACAAGGAGAUCGAUCAAGAGGAAAGGAUAGAAAAGGGUAUUUAACAACAGCAAUGAGAAAAGCUCUUUAAUAAUCCCAAAGAAAAAACGGUCCCUUUUGCCAAAGAACACUUAGGCUUGAAGACAUAGAAGAAUUUGCUUGUUUUUCUCCUUGGGGAAGACAUGUUUCCCCUUACUGCAAACCUCAGUGAGCUCAUCCCCCUCAGCCUGUACCCCUGCCCUGCGUUGGCCUCAUCUGCUUUGGCAUCCCAUUGGCACCUGGAUCGGGAAAGACCCUUUACCUUGAAUAAUUGGAGCUUGUUUUGAGAGCCAAAUAUAUCCCCGAGAGUCACGAGAUUUGGGGAACACAUGGGUCUUCUAUCCAUCCCAGCCCCCUGAAUUAGUUUCACUUUUUUUAUAUUUAUCAUCCCAUAUCGAGCCCUCUAUAACAAAUGUUUGUCAUAAUUUUAUAUAAUUUUAUAACUUUUAUUCAUUUUACUAGAUUCAUUCUAGAAGUCUUCAAAUGGUCAAUUCUUAAACUGUGGAAACCAUUGAAUGAAGGUGCUUAUUAACUAUUCCCCCAGGUUUAUACAAGUAUCAGAUGAUUCCUUGAGUUUACAGUUGUACAAAUAUCAGUGCAGAAAAUUAAACAAUUUUUUUGUUAAAAAAAC
This is a messenger RNA of Canis lupus familiaris (dog), 5692 nucleotides long. RefSeq names its product nidogen 1 (gene NID1). The coding region runs from base 128 to 3862 and encodes 1244 amino acids. Gene Ontology annotation, biological process: cell-matrix adhesion. Gene Ontology annotation, molecular function: calcium ion binding. NCBI's taxonomy places the organism in Eukaryota, Metazoa, Chordata, Mammalia, Carnivora, Canidae. The record is from RefSeq and is a predicted model, not a curated record. The transcript has 20 exons.